Coprinopsis cinerea okayama7#130 is the source of this 2235-nucleotide messenger RNA. RefSeq lists its product as hypothetical. The coding region runs from base 1 to 2235 and encodes 744 amino acids. The transcript has 4 exons. Lineage: Eukaryota; Fungi; Basidiomycota; Agaricomycetes; Agaricales; Psathyrellaceae. The record is from RefSeq and is a predicted model, not a curated record.
AUGGGCGGUGUAGAUUCCUAUCCGACCACGUUUCGACCCGGCCAUAUGCCCCAAGUCAAUGAUCCCAGUGCGAACGAACAUGGAAACCCUCCUAGGACGACUUUUGCGCCACUUCAGGAUUCUCUCUGGAAGAACUGGCAGGCGGGCUAUCCAGAGGCAUAUACCACAACUUCACGCUAUGGGGCGUACACACCUCAAGAUGACAGGCACAGCCAUUACUAUGGAGCCCGCCCUGCAAGGCUAAGCACGAUCGAAGAACGCACAGAACCUGCCUCGCAACCUUCGACCCUUCUGUACCCACAGUGGUCUAGCAGUCCGCAAUACUCGAGCCAGGGACCAGGCGUUUGGGUGGCUGAACCAUUCGCUGAACCGCUGCACCCUGUCUAUGGAGGCGCUCCAGAUGGGAAAGCCGCCCACGGGCUACCCUAUUCCAAUGGAAUUCCCCCCAUUCCCGACAAACCUCAGCACAAUUCGGCCUGCUCCGACCCUGUUGGGUACAUAGCUUGGUUGGUCUACAACGGCAUAAUGCUCUGGCUUCCUUCGCUGUACCUGUAUCGGGUUGCAGGGGUGUUCUCUGCCCUUGACUCGGCCGACAUUCGUUGGAUGGGAUUUAUCUUAGGCUCAAGGUCUCUUGACUCUAUCUUGUGGCGCCAAGGUCGAAUCGACCUACCCCCAGUGUACGAAACGACGAUGUAUACUUGGGAAACAUUCAUCGGGGCGAUGAUAGAGGAGUGGAAGACCUUCAACUUCAUCUCCAGCUUGCUUCUAACGGCCAUCUGGACAGUAUUGCAGAUAGACGCUGCCGCAAAAGAUGGAGUUAUCCGUUAUACCGCAAUCGCGUCGUUAGUCUGUGCCCUGAUAAGUUUGAUGUAUGGCUGUCUUUACGUCGUUUGGUUUGAUAAAAUGCGCAAGCCAUGGCAUGCCUCGGAAUGGGCUGAGGAAAGUAGAAAGGAUUUUGGGGUCAUCUGGAACGUCUGGGUCUUCCUCGCGAUGCCUGCAAUAUGGCUUUGCUGGUCCAUUCUUCUAUUCAUCGCCUGCAUCGUAUCUUACAUAUGGCGCACAAGUACAGCUGACAUUGAGCAUCCACCACUGACAGAAAACACCCUUUUCGCUGCACGGAUGUCCAUGACAGCCCUGCUAAUCCUCGGCUUCAUUUACGGUACUUUGUCCGUUUACACUUUUCGACGCUAUGGCGAGAAAAUGGACAGGCAAUGGAUAGAAGGGAUCAAGUCUUGGAUACAAGAGAGGCUCAAUCGGAACUUGCCACCUCUCCCCAUCGAAGUCUACCCCCAACCAACAAUUCUACGGCCACACCCUCCACGGGCGAGACCUUCGUAUUCAGGCUACAAUUCGACUCCUUACCGCGACUAUCAUCGGACUUCGGCCAACGAUAUGGUUCCACCGCCCCCUACUCCUUAUGGCUAUUCGCAAGAAUAUGAACCACCGCGUCGUAACUGGUAUAGUAGCAAGACGCAAAAAUACAGCGCACCUCCUCAAGGACAUACAUCACCAGGCCGUGAUUUUUAUAACAAGAAGGGGGAAUCCAGCGACGACGAAUAUGAUGGUCCCGCUUAUCCCCCUCAAGGACAUGCACCAAUGGGUCGUAGCUUUUAUGGCAAGGAGAAAGAAUCCAGCGAAUACGGAUAUGAUGGUCCCGCUUAUCCUCCUCAAAGUCGUACACCACCGGGUCGUAGCUUUGACAAGAAGGAAGAAUACAGUGACGAGGAAAAUGUUGGACCCUCUAUCCCUGCCGAAGGACAUGGACCAUCGCUGCGUAGUAUCUAUGACAAGGAGGAAGAACUCAGCGACGGCGGACAUGAAGGCUCCGUUAUCUCUCCUCCGCCUUGUAUUUCUCAAGAAGCAGAAGAAAACGAUCCCCCUAUCGCACUUUGUCCACCAGGGCGCCCCGUUGACGCAGAAGACUGCGACUAUGUUAGCAGCAAAGGCUAUGACAACCCCGUUGUCCGUGCCACAACUAUACCGAUCGCGAGUCCCCAGGCCAACGAUUCCUCCGUCGCUCCUCUUCCACCAGGGCAAUCUAUUCACACAAGAGAUGAUGAAGUCCACAUGUCCUCUCCAGCCAUAUCCCGUAGAACAGAGAGCGAUGGCCCACAUGUCACUCCCCUCCCAUCGAAGCGCUCCGCUGGUAAACAAGAUAAGAGCCCAGCUUCGUCAACGAACAGGCGUCGGCCGACUACUGAAUCCGAAUCAACUCGCUCGCGAAGCCCAUCUUAA